AUGUCAAAUCCGAAGUUGAAAAUGCGCGAAAAAGUCUUUAAAGGCUGGGUUACUUUAGUUUUUCUUUUAGCAUUUCAGUUAGUAGGCAUUGGGAUGUUUGCGCGAGGUUUUUUCCCAUAUAAAACAAAUUUAUCAGGGUUUUCUAAAGUCAAUAAAACUCCGCCCUUACCAAACGGAGAAAACUCCUCUCUCCCGACACCAACUUUUGGAAGGCUGGUAUUCAUUGAUUUCGUGUUUGGCAAAAACUCUAAUAUGACAUUCAUUCAAAGAAUGAUAGCCGAACGUCGAGCUAUUCCUUUUACUGCCUUUGCAAGUGCUCCUACUGUCACGUUACCUCGAAUAAAAGCUCUUACUGCAGGUACCGUUCCGAAUUUCUUGGAUGCUAUUCUAAACAUCGCGGAAUCAGAUACUUCUAGCUCAUUGGCAUAUCAAGAUAAUUGGCUUGUGCAAAUGAAGCAAACUCGUAAUGUGACAAUUUCAUUUUUUGGGGACGAUACUUGGAUAAAAUUGUUUCCUGGAUUAUUUCAUAAAACAGACGGAACCACAUCAUUUUUUGCCACGGAUACAGUUGAAGUCGACUUAAAUGUCACGAGACACAUAGUCACAGAAUUAUCUGAUCCUAACUGGGAUGUAAUAAUAUUGCAUUAUCUUGGUCUGGAUCAUGUUGGACAUUCCAGUGGUCCGUACAGUUCAUUGAUGAAACCUAAACAAGGAGAAAUGGAUCAAGUGGCAAAAACUAUUUUCGAUAUGAUGUUAGAACAGGACGCACAAAGGAUAAGAUUGGAUUCUAAUGCUAAGCCAACUCUCUUUGUAUUAUGCGGGGAUCACGGGAUGAAUGAAGCGGGAAAUCAUGGCGGGUCUUCAAUUGGGGAAACAUCAACGGUGAUUGUUUUGUUGAGCUCAAAGUUUGGCAUUUUUACGCGCUUACCCGCUACCUUUGACACCCCAAGUGAACCAGAAUCUUUUCGCUAUUAUAGUUUGGUCAAUCAAGUAGAUUUGGUGCCCACGUUGUGUUUUUUAUUUGGAGUCCCAAUACCAAAAAAUAAUUUGGGUAAAAUUAUGCUUGAAGUAUUUGGAGAUCUUAAUGAAUUCGAAAUAUUAAGAUUAUUGCAAUUGAACGCUUAUCAAUUAUCUGAGCUUCUUCAAAAUUUUGACCACAACCCGAAUUAUCUCGAUACACGGAAUGAUUGUGAUUAUUAUGAUGACAAUGCACAAGAAAGACUACAAUGCUUAUAUAAUCUCGCGCAUUAUUAUCAUUACAAAGCUCUUCUAGUUACUAAUGAUACUGAUACAACAUUAACAAUCAAAUCUCGCAAAUUUUAUGAACAGUUCAUACAUGAGACUAGCUCGAGACUUUCAUCGAAUUUUAGUGAAUAUAAUCUUGGCUCUAUAUAUAUUGGCAUUGCUUGUAUGAUUGUGACGAACAUUGCCUUUAUGGCUAUCCUUAUUGCUUCUACUUGUAAUCGAAAUCGUUCCUCGAGAAUCAACUCAUCGGAUAAACAAAAUAUUUGGAAUGUCCAGCGAAUACUAAUUUUAAUUGGUAUAAUUCAAAUAUGUAUCAUGAUGUUUGCGAGUAGUUAUAUUGAGGAAGAACAUCAGUUUUGGUAUUAUUGGAUGCAAACUAUGUGGAUUGGUUUGUUCCUUAGCGGUAUAAAAAUCAAACAAAAUCCAUUCUCCUCGCUUAAUUUGACAAUAUUGGGGCAAUUAAUCGCUGUUCGAUUAAUUCGAAGUUGGAAUCAAACAGGCCAAAAGUAUGCUGGUGAAAUUGAUUUACGCUAUUAUCUAAAGACGAAAUAUCUUGGUGUGAUGUGGAUAUUAUUUUUUGGGACAAUACUUUGCCUCAUAAUAGUCACAUUGAAUCAAAUCCAAAAGUCGUUUAAUGAAACACGAAGAUUACGCCUAGGAAAACUCGUGCAAUACAUGAACCUAUUUUUACAUUCUUUUUUUGCAAUCAUUACAAUAUUUGUCGCCUUUCUCUUAGUGACAUAUAAAUUAGAAGUUGAUGCUCCGACUUUUCUCAAGUUUAUUCGAGAACUUCCUUUCGGACAUUUUUGGGACAGAAUGGAUCGUAUUCUGCACGCGCGAAUUACUUACAGCUUUUUAUUUACUCAGAUUUCGUUAAUUUUAUUCAUUAAAUUUUUAUUUAACGGUAGUAAUUAUGAACAGCAUGAGACAAACAUAGUUAAUGAUAGUGAAGGCAAUUCAAACUCUUUGGCAUCCGUUGAUCUCGGAAAUUCGUAUAUAGGUAUUAGCGAAUACAAUAUGCUUUUCGUUGGACUUCUGACAUUUUUCACGAAUUGGGCUGGACCAAUAUGGUGGGCUAUCGCUUGGAAUGUCACACGUCAAGAAAUUUCAAAGAUUCAACAACAAAAUCAUAAAAAAACGCGUCCAGAAAAACAAUCUUUCGACGAUAGCCAAGACGAAAACCUUACAAAAGAUACCCUAUUUUUUGAUUACCUGAUACACACAUCAUCUUUUCACGCUCUAGUUCUCUUAUGUUUAUCGAUAGCAGUCACUAUUCUAAGAAGCCAUUUGUUUAUUUGGACUGUAUUCUCUCCCAAGUAUUUGUAUCAAAUUGUAUGGAAUGCUUUAUUUCAUUUGGGAUUUGGAGUUUUGAUUUCGGGAAUUUUACAUUUAUUUGAAAAUUGA
This is a messenger RNA of Ambispora gerdemannii, 2649 nucleotides long. NCBI's taxonomy places the organism in Eukaryota, Fungi, Glomeromycota, Glomeromycetes, Archaeosporales, Ambisporaceae. The record is from the annotation of a GenBank genome assembly.